Molecule: messenger RNA, 3386 nt
Organism: Anneissia japonica
Lineage: Eukaryota; Metazoa; Echinodermata; Crinoidea; Comatulida; Comatulidae
Exons: 4
Coding region: 1656-3020 (454 amino acids)
Source: RefSeq, a predicted model, not a curated record
AGACCACAGAGGCUUCAUGGUUGAACAGAUUCAAAUAACCGCCAGAUACUCUAUUAUACAAUAGUACGGCUGAGGGUAAAAGACAUAUAAAUCAAGAAUAGCCGUUAACACUGUUAAAUUAUAUAAAAAUCAUGAUUAUGAUUUACAAGGCAAACGUCAUAACCAUUAGACCACAGAGGCUUCAUGGUUGAACAGAUUCAAAUAACCGCCAGAUACACUCUAAUACACAAUAGUACGGCUGAGGGUAAAUAAUAACACAUAUAAAUCAACCAGAUUUUAGACUAAAUUUGUCUACAUUUUCUGCUUUUAUUAAUGUUAAUUGGUUUAACACUACUGAUCAACCAAACAGUUAACUAGUAUUCUCUUACAUUACCACAGAGCAAGGAAGAGAAAUCCAUUCGUGCAGACAGAUUGAUUUGUAUGUAUUUUGAAUGCAUCAAACAGACACAGAGUGGUCCAAUAUGAUUUCCUAUUAAUAUUGAUAUUAAAUGUCAUCUACCACAGCAAAGGUACCCCAAAUAUCCCCAACGGAGCAUCCUGUUCCCUUUCUAGCACUACUAUUGGCCCACAAUCUGCACUUCAUUGAGAAGGCAAAUCAUUAGAACUGAUAAAUUCAAACUGACUGCACCAUCAUAAACAUGAGUCAAGUACUUAUAGCUGUUGAAAGUCCUAUAUUCAAUACAAAGAGUAAUACAGAAAAAUGUACUACUGUGCGCAUAUGUUUUAAUUUUCUGUAAGGCACAUGUAUUUAGGAUUUUUUGAAAAUAUAACCAACAUACCAUGAUAUGAAAAAAGAAAACAAAAUUAAACACCUCUAUCUUUUUUCCUUCUGCACACAGGAAAUGAUAGGAGAUCCUGGGCCUCUAGAAUCAGAUAUUGAAUGUUCAAGCGAAAAUGACAGAUAUUCUGAUCAUGUUUCUGAGCCAGAUUUUGGUGCAAAACAAGUGAACAUGGAUGUGUUAGAGGAUCCUAGGCAUCUAGAAUUAGAUACCGUGGAAUGUUCAAGUAAUGACUUCAAAAGCUCUGAUCAUGUUCCUGAGUCGGACAAUGUUUGCACAAAACAAGUGAACAUGGAAGUGUUAGGAGAUUCAGAUUCUUUUUCAAGCGAAGAUGACAGCGACUCUGAUUAUGCUGUUUCUCAAUGUGGUAUCGAUUUAGCUGAUGUGCCCAACACAAACGUUUCAACAUCAGAAGGGAGGGAACAAUUUUCCAGCCAAUCUAUAACGAUAUUAACAACAUCGAAUAAAGAAAAACGUGUGUGGGAUAAACCGCAAUAUUGUCUCUAUUGUAAUUUACCACAAAUGAAACUACCACGCCAUCUCAAAUCUCAACACUAUGAUGAAACAAGAGUUCAGAAAUGGAAUGCGACUAAAUGUAAAAAAGAAAAGGCAAGACAAAUGACUUAUCUAAGGAACUAUGGUAACUUCUUACACAACUCUAAGGUACUUAAGGAGGGAAAUGGUGUAUUACUUGUGAUUUACAGGCCAUCACACUAAGUCAACCCAAAUGAAUUCCUUCCAUGUAAGGAUUGCUAUGGGUUUUUUAGCAAAAAUGAUCUAUGGAAGCAUAAAUGUAGUCAGAGGGAGGAAAAAAAUACAGGCAAAGAUACAUUAAAAAGGAAGAGAAGAAAUCAGCAUUGUAAGCCAAGUCGGUUGAUGCUACCGAGUAUUCCAGGUGUGUCUCAAAGAACAAAUGAUAUUCUCAUGAAGAUGACUAGUGACCAUGUUUCGCGUCUUGUAAAAACCGACAGUUUAAUAAAAACAUUUGUUGAAAAACUUACCAUGAAGCAUGGACAUUCUAGGGACCAAGAGAGCUACAUUAGACAAAGGACAAGGGAGAUUGGUAGAAUGGUUCUUGAAUAUAGAUUAUUGACCAAUGAAAAGAAUGCUAUGCUAGCUGGCCUAAUUUGCCCAUCAAAAUUUAUUGAUGUGACACGUGCAACUAAGCGUGCAGCUGGAUUUAAUGAAGACACCAACUUGUAUAAUACUCCAAGCCUUGCCUUGAAGAUAGGGCAUAGUAUCAAAGACUGUACUGAAAUUCUAAGAGGCGAGGCUCUGAUGUCAGGUGAUGAGUUUUUGGAGAAGAAGUGCACGUCAUUCUUAUCCUUAUACUCCUUGCACUGGGCCGACAAAGUGAGUCACCAUGCUCUUCGCAGUCUUCAUGAAAGCAGAAGAAACAACCCCAAACUCCUCCCCCUAACAGAUGAUGUUGUUAAACUUUCUAGGCAUCUGAAGGAGGAAAUUCAAGUCAGGCAACAUGGGCUGCAGAAAGCAAAAGGUCACAAUGUAAAAAGAGCUUGGAAAUUGUUUGCAGAAGCAUUGCUCACUCAAGUUGUAGUUUUCAACAGAAAACGGCCAGGUGAGGUCUCAAAGAUGACACUGUCCGAUCUAAUGAAAUGUUCAAGUGGUGAAGAGAACAUACUUGAUGGAGCAUUGUCUGAAUGGGAAAAGGCAUUAUGUAGAGUACUUUGGAGAGUUGAGAUAAUUGGAAAGCGGUCGAGAACUGUUCCUGUUCUACUGACGUCAGAAAUGAAAUAUGCUAUGGAAUUCUUAACAUCAAAGCGACUGGCAGCUGGUAUUACAGAUAGCAACAAAUAUGUUUUUGCUCUGUCAGGAGAAGGCCACUUAAGAGCCUGUGAUGCUAUUCGCGAAAUUUCAACUCAGUGUGGAGCAAAGCAUCCUGAGUAUCUGCGAGCAACGCGCCUAAGAAAACAGAUCGCUACAGUAUCCCAAAUCAUGAACCUAAAAGAAAAUGAAUUGGAUAUUCUCGCUAAUUUCUUGGGCCAUGAUAUUCGCACACAUAGACAAUACUACAGGCUUCCUAAUUCAACAUUGCAGCUAGCCAAAGUUUCUAAAUUACUCUUGAAAAUGGAAAAUGGUGACAUAAAGGGACUUUCUGGUAAAAGUUUUGAAGACAUAGAAGUUGAUCCUAAUGAAGAUUUUAACAAUGCAGAAGAUUCAUAUUCUGAAGAUGAUUGCAUUGUUGAAGAAGGUAAGAUCAAUGUAAUUGGAGGUGUUUAGUACAAUGUGUGUAGCUUCAUUCAUUUUAUUUAUAACAACAAUAAUAAUAACCAAUAUUUAUACAGCGCCUAAUACUUACAACCUCGAGGCGAUUAACAACAACAUAAUAAUAAAAGUAAAAGAAAAAAAAAUUGCAGCGAUACAAGAGGUGGUGACAGCAUAUUUAUACAGGAUACGUAUUCAAUGAAAGCAAUAAACAUUCACAAUAACUAAACUAAAAAUGUAUACUAAACACUGAUCUACCAUAUGGUCCUGUUUCAGAAAAUUAACUACUACUGUAUAUAGUUACUCUUCUUUAUAGAUAUGAUAUAUACAUUUUUUAAUAUGACACAAAAAAUAAGACAAUAUAAAUUGUAAACUUAUGAA